This is a messenger RNA of Panicum virgatum (switchgrass), 544 nucleotides long. Its product is annotated as enolase 1-like. Gene Ontology annotation, biological process: glycolytic process. NCBI's taxonomy places the organism in Eukaryota, Viridiplantae, Streptophyta, Magnoliopsida, Poales, Poaceae. Gene Ontology annotation, cellular component: phosphopyruvate hydratase complex. Bases 1 to 501 code for a protein of 166 amino acids. The transcript has 6 exons. The record is from RefSeq and is a predicted model, not a curated record. Gene Ontology annotation, molecular function: magnesium ion binding; phosphopyruvate hydratase activity.
AUGACCCAUCAUAUGUAUGAAGGUUCACAGGGCCUUGAACUGUUGAAGGCAGUUAUAGAAAAGGCUGGAUACACUGGAAAGGUGGUUAUUGGAAUGGAUGUUGCUGCUUCUGAAUUCUUCAGUGAGAAGGAUAAGACUUAUGAUCUUAAUUUCAAGGAGGAAAACAACAAUGGUUCAAACAAAAUCUCAGGUGACAGCCUGAAAGAUCUGUACAAGUCCUUUGUUUCUGAGUAUCCUAUUGUGUCCAUCGAAUACCCAUUUGAUCAGGAUGACUGGGCCACCUAUGCCAAACUCACUGCUGAGAUUGGAGAGCAAGUGCAGAUUGUAGGAGAUGAUCUUCUUGUUACUAAUCCAACCAGGGUUGCCAAGGCCAUCAGUGAUAAGACCUGCAAUGCUCUUCUGUUGAAGGUGAAUCAAAUUGGCUCGGUCACCGAGAGUAUUGAGGCUGUUAGAAUGUCCAAGCGUGCUAGAUGGGGAGUGAUGGCAAGCCACAGGAGGUAGGCAUUGCAGUGCUUUGUGCACUUUUGAAUGCUUAGUAGUCCCG